Messenger RNA from Symbiodinium natans, 1383 nucleotides. The record is from the annotation of a GenBank genome assembly. NCBI's taxonomy places the organism in Eukaryota, Dinophyceae, Suessiales, Symbiodiniaceae.
AUGUGCGCGAGACUGCUGGUUGGCCUUGAGUUGCUCCGAGUGGCGUUUGCAUCCACAGAGUAUGGACGUGACUUAGUGCACGCUGACCUGGCUGGUACAGUCUCCAAUGUCACAAUUGAGGGCUUCACUUUCGGUGGUUGCUUUUCUGCUGACAUCCCUGCUGGUGCGCUGGGUUCCAACUACACGGUUUCCACGCUGACGGAAUCGUCGCCUUCUGCGUGUGCUGAUGCUUGCGUCGACUGGGAAGCCUUCCUGGUUGGCGCGGGCAACUGCUACUGUGUUGAGCCAUCGGAGUUCGCCUUGAGCGCGUGGCAGCAGCUCGAGGAGACGCUUUGCGACGCGCCCUGCGAUGCCUGGGGCAGUGAUGACUUUGGGGGCCUCGUAGCGUACUUCAGCAUCUUACCGGGUUUCUGCGGCGGCAAUUUGGAAGCCUUUAGCUUCUACGAAGCUUUCGAUGCUGUGAAUGCGGUUGGUCAAGGAACACUUGACCGAGAUCGUGGUCUCUGGUAUCAGGUGGUACUCGUCCAAACUCUGCUUGGUGGACCUCCCGAGCAUGCCGGCCUCUUCGAGGAUGGUAGCUGGCGUUGGCGCCUCCAUGCGAGCUCUGCCAUCACUGGACGUGCUGCCUUCCCGCUGCAUCGCGACCUCGACGAGCCCAUUGUCGGCCUCGUCAUGGACUACAUGGAGGGGCAGCCAAGUGUGCUUGGAACCUCCUACUCCGGCAGCGUGUAUUCAGCAUCUGCAGGAAGCAGGAACCCGGUGCAGCUGCUUGUGGACUCCGCGAGCUACCCCGGCCACACUGUGGACGAUGCCACAGUUGAGCCUGGCGCAGCGCCGGUGCUUACCUUUGAUCAAGACAGGCGGGUUCUUUUCGCCACGCAACCAAUCGGCGGUGAAGACUCGAGCCUUUACGCUCUGGAAUUGGAUGCCCCCAACGACAUGCCGUAUCGACACAUGCGCUUUACGCCCUCCUGCAACAGCACAUGGUGUGCUGUCAAUGAGAUCCGAUUUCGCUAUCAGGAGGUCGAGAUUGACCUGUCAUCGGCCACAACGUAUUUUCUCCACGACUUGUCCGAUCCGCAGCUUCGCAAUGGAGCAAUCCUCGUUGACUUUCCAGCACCGGUGUACAUUGACGAGUUCUCCUUCUCCAUGCCAUACAACAACUCGGCCAAUGCCCCUUCGCGAUGGGUUUUAGAGGGCACCAAUGACAGGGUGCGGCGGUGCAUCCUGAAUGGGGCACCGGACUACCAGGCUAUGGGUGAUGGCACCUAUGCGCAAAGGAAUGGCGAGACACGCUAUGGCCGCUCUGUGUACAGAGACUCAUCAGGUGGCAUCAUUUAUUUUGAUGACACUAGUGCAAGUUGGUGCCCAGCCGUCAGUUGA